This is a messenger RNA of Osmerus eperlanus (European smelt), 2135 nucleotides long. RefSeq names its product tubulin tyrosine ligase-like family, member 12 (gene ttll12). The transcript has 14 exons. The record is from RefSeq and is a predicted model, not a curated record. Gene Ontology annotation, cellular component: cytoplasm. Bases 37 to 1956 code for a protein of 639 amino acids. Lineage: Eukaryota; Metazoa; Chordata; Actinopteri; Osmeriformes; Osmeridae. Gene Ontology annotation, biological process: protein modification process.
UGUUCUAUCCGGCGACAGUUUGAGAACACGUGAAAGAUGGAGCAGGGACUAACUGCAACAAACACACUCCUCAUCAAUGGAAAUGAGACAGAUGAUGACGAGUUUAAUACCUUUUUGGCUUUGCAUUCUGCCGCUCUACAGUCCUCACGAAUCCCCCCGAUAUAUUGGAAGAGUUUGUUCUACAAACUAGCAAACGAGGUGUAUGACGCAGGGGAAGUAUUUGGAAUCAUACAAGUAGAAGAGAAAGAGGAGGAGGAGAUGGAUGGAGCUGAAGAUCAGGAGAGGAAGAAUUCAAACCCUGGAUCCGUGAUCACCUGUAAAGUUGUCGUGACCCGUGAGAGUGGCCUGCAAGUCUCUGAUCCUACCAGUGUGUUCUUGGUGGACCAUGCAUGGACGUACCGUGUGGAGCAUGGCAGGCAGCAGCUAGAGCAGAUUCCUGGUCUGCUGCACAGGAUGGCAUCUCUCAUGGGGGUUCCUUUCCACGGAGAAGCUCCAGACCCCGACACUGUGGAUCUGGUCAUGGACUGCAUGUGGAAGUACAGCCAGACCUAUCAGCUGGCCCAAGGGUCUGCGGAGGAGAAGGUGCCAGUAUGGUACAUCAUGGACGAGUUUGGCUCCCAGGUGCAGCACUCGGACCAGCCCAGCUGCUGCAUGGCUCCGUUCUUCUACACCCAAAGCCAGCUGGCUUUCACCGUGCUCUGGCCCCUUCAUGAUCUGCAGGAGGGAGACGAAGUGACACGUGACUACGCAUAUGGUGAGAGCAACCCUCUGCUGAGAAGAUGCCGUUUGUUACCGUGGGUACCAGCUAACCUUGAAGGGGUCAAUACAGUGACCCCUGAGCCCUCCGACCUUUACUAUGAGACCAUCUCACAAGAGAACCAAGAGAAGUUUCCAGUGGAAAUCCUCUCCUACAGUGUUCCUGAAGACAAAGUAUUUAAGGUGUACUCGGACAUGAAUCAGGUUCGAGAGAACCUCAAGCAUCCAAGGUUCCAACUCACAGACAUGAAGGAGGAGGCAGACAUUAUCUGGGGGUUCUCCCACAUCAGAGACUACAGGAGACUGAGUGAGGAGAAACCGCACGUCUUGAUCAACCAGUUUCCAUGUGAGACGAUCGUCACGGUGAAGGACUGCCUUGCAGCAGUGUCAAGGAGGGCCCGGGGGGGCCAGGGGGCCGAGUGGCUGCCAGAGACAUUCAACCUCCAGACAGAGCUGCCCCAGUUCAUCAGACAUUACCAGCAGAGACAAGAGAGGGGAGAGGAUAACCAUUGGAUUUGUAAGCCCUGGAAUCUGGCUCGUGGAUUGGACACGCACAUCACCAACAACCUGGACUACAUCAUCAGACAGAGGGAAAGCACACCCAAGGUGGUGUGUAAGUACUUGGAGGACCCCGUGCUGUUUCACAGGGAGGAAGUGGGGAUGGUGAAGUUUGAUGUGCGCUACAUGCUGCUGCUGCACUCGGUGCAGCCCCUCAGACUCUACGCCUACAACGUCUUCUGGCUGCGUUUUGCCAACAGGCCUUUUUCUCUGGACCAUUUUGAUGACUAUCAGAAACACUUCACUGUGAUGAACUACACACAAGGGGUGCAACUCAAGCAGGUACACUACGAUGAAUUCAUCCCCAUGUUUGAGAAACAGUAUCCACAGUACCCAUGGAAGGAUGUGGAGGGGGAGGUGUUCAAGGCCUUCGGCGAGCUGUUCCAGGUGGCAUCAUCGCGGCCAGCUCCGUAUGGCAUCUGCCCCUACCCAUCCUCCAGGGCCAUCUACGCUGUGGACCUGAUGCUCAAAUGGGGCAUCGCGGAGUCAGGUGAACGUGUGAUGAAGCCUCAGAUCCUAGAGGUCAACUUCAGUCCAGACUGCGGCCGGGCCUGCCUGUACCACCCUGACUUCUACAACCACAUGUACCAGACCCUUUUCCUGGACGAGGCCAACAAGUGCCCCGUCACCCAGGUCAUGUGACCUGAGACCUCUGAACACCUCCUGUUAGCGGUUGUGAAACUUGACACAAGGAAAAAUUGUCUGUUGGUUGUCCUUGCAGGGCUGUCUUUGAGUUGUCAAAUAAACACAUACACAAAAACACACAUACUCUAUCACAAAACAAGGUGUACAAUUUCAUUAAACCAUGAGGCAAGAAACAA